AUGGCCACACCACCCGUCCGACAGUGGGGUGUUACACCCCCAAUUUCCACCGUCCUCCCGACCAAAGAUGAGAUCGCGGCAAACGACGAUCUCAUCGCGCAACUGAAAGCCCAGAACAACUUCGAAUUACCCACUGAGACUGAAAGGAGACAAAAAGUGCUACAACUCUUACAGCGCGUCACUGUUGAGUUUGUUCAAGUCGUCAGUCGCAACAAAGGUCUUUCUCCAGCUGCCGUCGAAGCAUCAGGCGGCAAAAUCUUCACAUACGGAAGUUACAGGCUUGGUGUCUAUGGACCCGGAUCCGAUAUCGAUACUCUAGUCGUCGCGCCCAAACACGUCAUGAUCGAUGACUUCUUCUCCGACUUCCCGGGUAUCCUUGAAAGAAUGGCAUCCGAAGGAGCGAUCGAGAAAAUGACCCCGGUCCCCGACGCAUUUGUCCCAAUUAUCAAGCUUGAACUUCUUGGGAUCAGUAUCGAUCUGAUUUUUGCUCGCCUUGUUAUUCCUUCCAUCCCGAUGAACAUCGACCUAAAAAACAACGAUUAUCUGAGGGGGUUGGAUGAGCGCGAGGUGCGGUCGCUGAAUGGAACUCGUGUGACAGAUGAAAUUCUUGAGCUUGUGCCCCAGCAAAAGACUUUCCGUCUCGCCUUACGGGCUAUCAAACUAUGGGCUCAGAGACGAGCGAUCUAUUCGAACAUUGUGGGCUUCCCAGGUGGUGUUGCUUGGGCGAUGCUGGUGGCACGGGUCUGUCAGUUGUAUCCACAAGCAACGGGAUCUGUCAUUGUUGGCAAGUUUUUCAGAAUCAUGAAUAAGUGGAAUUGGCCUCAGCCUGUUUUACUGAAACAGAUUGAGGAUGGUCCGCUUCAGAUGAAAGUGUGGAACCCAAAGAUUUACCACGGUGAUCGAUUCCAUCUUAUGCCUAUCAUUACUCCCGCGUACCCGUCCAUGUGUGCGACUCACAACAUCAGCCAAUCCACUAAGAACGUGAUUCUUCGGGAACUCAACCGCGGAGGUGACAUGGUUGACAAGAUCUUCUUGAAACAACUGUCGUGGGAGGACUUGUUUGUGCGCCAUACGUUCUUCACGAACGACUACAAAUACUAUCUCAGCAUCACCGCUUCUAGUAAGACCAAAGAGGCCGAGGGUGUAUGGUCAGGUCUGGUAGAGUCCAAGCUACGUCACCUCGUUGGUGCACUUGAUCGCAAGCAGAUCAUUGCGAUCGCCCAUCCUUUCCCAAAGGGCUUUGAAAGAGUCCACGUGGUCAAGAAUCCCCAAGAGAUGGAGGCAGUCAAGAACGGCUCAACUCAGCACGUUGCCAAAGGCACAAAGACCGAGAUGACUGAUGAAACCAACAAUGCUGCCCACCAAGCUGCAAUUCAGAACACCCUCGAAAAUGCCGAGGUACCGCAACCAGCGCAGGCCAACCCUGAAAAUGAUGGACAGACUGUCUACACAACUACAUACUACAUCGGCUUGGAGCUCAAGCCAUUGGAGCCCGGUAAAUAUACCAAGACACUUUCCAUGGACAAUCUAACCUCUCUUCUCAAAGGCCAAUCGAGAUCACUGGAUAUCUCAAGCGACUCCCAGCUAUUCAAAUCCCAAUGUACAGCAUGGGCGGGAUUCCAAGAAGAAGUCAUGGAGCUCGCCGUAGUCCACGUUCGCAACUUUGACCUCCCAGAAGAUGUUUUCGAACCUGGUGAGACCAAGCCCUCGCGGCCCAAGAAGAAGGUGAUCAAGAGAUCAGAGACAGCCGGCCAGAAACGCAGCAUCGGCGAGUUGGACGUAAGUUCACUAAAGAGAUCGAAAUCGGCCUAA
Messenger RNA from Penicillium olsonii, 1812 nucleotides. Lineage: Eukaryota; Fungi; Ascomycota; Eurotiomycetes; Eurotiales; Aspergillaceae. The record is from the annotation of a GenBank genome assembly.